Messenger RNA from Salvia splendens (bonfire salvia), 2638 nucleotides. Its product is annotated as protein IQ-DOMAIN 31. The coding region runs from base 747 to 2411 and encodes 554 amino acids. NCBI's taxonomy places the organism in Eukaryota, Viridiplantae, Streptophyta, Magnoliopsida, Lamiales, Lamiaceae. Gene Ontology annotation, molecular function: protein binding. The transcript has 6 exons. The record is from RefSeq and is a predicted model, not a curated record.
UUUAUCUCCAUGGUUUUUACUUCCUCUCAAUCAACUACUUGCUUCUGAUUUCUCCAUUUUUUUCAGGAUUUUUAGUUUUUAUUCGUGAAUUAGGUCUCUGUUUCUUUGAGAUUUGUGUUUGUGGGUUUUCGAAGACAUAUGUAGGUCCAGAAUGUUGAGUUAAAGAGAAGUCUUUUAUGUUCAGAUACAAGGAAGCUUAGGUCCGAACCACAUUGUUCCAUUUGUUCAUGUAAUUUUCUGGACAUGCAUUUCUUUUCGGCGCAGCUAUUUUAUGUGUGUUUUGAUUCGAAUCUUGCCGGAUUAUCUUAGUUAUAAAUUGCUUACUAGCUCUUUGCUCACUGUAGCUGGUACUGUUGUAUUUGCAAAUAUGGUUCUAUUUAUCUCCUUUUUGCUUUCAUAUUUUUAGGAAUUGUAUAGAAAAACCAGUGCGAAUUUUGUAUUUGAAUUUUGAAUAUGCACUUUCUCAAUAAAUCUUGUUUUCCACCUGGUCUCUGCAUAUUUUGCAGCUACGAAUGAAUUGAUAUUUGGGUUAUGUUCUUUUGAAAUUGGAAUCUUAAUUUACCUUUUUUGUUUUUCUUAAUUUAGAAGGCUUCCGCCCUUCUGCACGCAAAUUUUCUGAUGGGGAAUAUGAGACUAGGUCGUGUUUAGUUAUCAAAAUCAACGUUCUCAAAUUUUCAGGCAGUUUUCUUUUUGGGAGAAAUGGAGGAGUUCAUUUGAGUUGGCAUUGCAUCUAGCGGUGAGCUGCAAUGGGGAAGUCGGCAGGAAAGUGGAUCAAGACGGUGCUCUUUGGGAAGAAGCAUUCUAAGUCAAACUAUUACAAAAAUGUGACACCUAAUAAAAAGGCUGUGGUUAAGACCCCAGUCGAGGAUCCAGUUAGGGAUUCCUCUUUUAUAUCUUAUCAAUUUACCAAGAGUGGUGUAGAGAACUUGGAACUCGACAAAGGAACAUCUGGAUCUCGAUGUGAUGCUGUUGAUGCAGCUUGUGAGGAUCAAGGAAUCGAUUCACCAAAGCGUUAUGAGUUUGCUCCAGUCAGUGAUGAGGAUAUGAGGAGGCAAGAACAAGCUGCAACAAAAACUCAAGCAGUCUUUAGGGGCUACUUGGCUCGUCGUGCUUUUUGGGCUCUGAAGGGCAUCAUAAGGCUACACGCUCUUAUUCGCGGACAUCUGGUUAGAAGGCAGGCUAUUUCUACUUUGCGUUCCAUGCAGGCAAUUGUUAAGUUCCAGGCACUGGCUCGUGGAAGAAGCGUUUGGCUUUCGGAUGCUAUACCUGAAGUGGGGAAAGUAGAGCUUCAGGUAACUGUCGAUGCACACUCGGGGUCAUUUCUUGGGUCAGAAAUGCUAGCAAGUCACCCAUUUAUCCGGAAGCUUCUUGCAACAUCACCUACUGCUAUGCCCUCGAGUCUUCAAUAUGAUCUGGUUGAACCCAAUUCAGCUAGGAGCUGGCUUGGACGCUGGUCAUUAUCCCGCUUUUGGGAACCAUCUGUACGCACCAAGAAGACUAUGAGAACAAAGCCUCAGAGAAAGCCGGAGGCUGAACAUAUAAAACUGAAGAAGACUAUCCGAAAGGUUUCAACCAUGAUGCAUGGGGAAAAUGGUUGUGUAGCCUCUUCUGAAAUUGAUAAGCCCAAACGCGUCUUGAGGAAAGUCAGCAGUCAAACAGAGGUGGCGCAAGAACAAAACCAAAGUGAACUUGAGAGGGUUAAACGCAACUUGAGAAAGGUUUCAGCGUCUGCAGUAACAGCUCCUGAGAAACCUGGUCCAGAAACUGAGAAACCACAGCCUCUUCAUAGUGUGGAGAUAGUAGCGUUUGCUACUCCCGAUAUUUCUGAGCAGGAAAUGGUAGUUUCUCCUGAAAACCCAGGGGAUAUAGAUAUUCUAGCUGACCAAACAGAUUCUGCAGAUUUAUUUAAAGCCCCUGCAAAAACGACAAAGGAUGAGCCAAUUGACGUGGAACAAAAUAACUAUCCAGUUGCUGAGACUAAGACCCCUUCUUUGGAAAAUGAUGUGAAGAUGGAGAGUAUACCUUCUUUGGAUGAUGAAUCAAGCUGCAAGGAAGAACAGAAUUGCAAGGAAAAUCACAAGAUUAGGAAGAGGAUGUCCCUUCCAGCUAAGCCUGAUUAUCCUGAAAAUAUCUCACAGAAUUCCCCAAACUUACCGAGUUAUAUGGCAGCCACGAAAUCUGCCAAGGCCAAGCUUAGAGCUCAAGGAGCUGCUGCUAAAUUAGCUGGAGAAGCAAUAGAUUAUGGAAAUGCUCGUAGGCAUUCGUUACCAGCCUCUACCAAUGGCAAACUGAGCUCAUUGUUACCUAGGAUACAGAAGCCUUUGCAAGCUAAUGGCAAGGGAAGCAAAGUUAACAAAUCAUUAACAGUCUCUAGAGAUGACAACGUGGUUCAGCCUGGUUGGAGGAGAUGACAGUGUAGCAGUUACCUGAGAUGGGGUGUCUUGGAAGCAUCGCAUGACAGUGUGUAACUCUGUUGCCAAGUUGAAUGUGACAUGCCAAGUUUUAGGUCGUUUGAUAUGUUGUCGUCUUUGUUUUGUAUGCGAGGGUUUACUUAAGAAUGUAUAGCUGUAGAUGACUAAUUCGAAAAUUAACGGUGUGCUUCAUUGUUUAAUUUGUUGCUUCUCUUACAUCCCCUAAA